This is a messenger RNA of Nothoprocta perdicaria, 2924 nucleotides long. RefSeq names its product tousled like kinase 2 (gene TLK2). NCBI's taxonomy places the organism in Eukaryota, Metazoa, Chordata, Aves, Tinamiformes, Tinamidae. Gene Ontology annotation, cellular component: nucleus. Gene Ontology annotation, biological process: peptidyl-serine phosphorylation; chromosome segregation; intracellular signal transduction. The record is from RefSeq and is a predicted model, not a curated record. The transcript has 22 exons. Gene Ontology annotation, molecular function: ATP binding; protein serine/threonine kinase activity. The coding region runs from base 27 to 2279 and encodes 750 amino acids.
CAGCAGCAGCAGCGCCAGCAGCAGAAAUGAUGGAAGAAUUGCACAGCCUGGACCCACGAAGGCAGGAGCUGUUGGAGGCCAGGUUCACAGGAGUGGGUGUUGCAAAGGGUCCAUUGAACAGUGAGUCUUCAAACCAGAGCUUGUGCAGCGUGGGCUCUCUGAGUGAUAAAGAAUUGGAGACUCCUGAGAAAAAACAGAAUGACCAGCGGAAUAGAAAAAGGAAAGCAGAUGCAUAUGAAACCAGUCAAGGAAAAGGCACUCCUAGAGGACAUAAAAUUAGUGAUUAUUUUGAGUUUGCUGGGGGAAGUGGCCCAGGAACCAGUCCCGGCAGAAGCGUGCCGCCUGUCGCCAGAUCUUCACCACAGCAUUCCUUAUCCAACCCCUUACCGCGGCGAGUGGAGCAGCCGCUGUAUGGGGUAGAUGGCACCACAGCAAAGGAACCGCAGGAGGAACACUCUGCUCUGCCAACGCUGAUGUCGGUGAUGCUGGCGAAACAGCGACUAGAGAAUGAGCAGCUGGCGCAGAGGGGAGGUGGCCUCUGUUUUACUUUUGUCUCGGCCCAGCAAGGCAGCCCAUCUUCUACAGGAUCAGGGAACACUGAGCAUUCCUGCACUUCCCAAAAACAGAUUUCCAUCCAGCACAAACAGUCACAGUCUGACCUCACAAUGGAAAAAAUAUCUGCACUAGAAAACAGUAAGAAUUCUGACUUGGAGAAGAAGGAGGGGAGGAUAGAUGACUUAUUAAGAGCCAACUGUGAUUUGAGACGGCAGAUUGAUGAACAACAGAAGAUGCUGGAGAAGUACAAAGAGCGGUUGAACAGAUGUGUAACGAUGAGCAAGAAGCUUCUAAUAGAAAAGUCGAAACAGGAGAAGAUGGCAUGCAGAGAUAAGAGCAUGCAGGACCGACUGAGGCUGGGGCACUUCACUACAGUGCGGCACGGCGCGUCUUUCACUGAGCAGUGGACGGAUGGUUAUGCUUUCCAGAACCUCAUCAAGCAACAGGAAAGGAUAAAUUCCCAACGGGAAGAAAUAGAAAGGCAACGAAAAAUGUUAGCGAAACGGAAGCCACCUGCAAUGGGACAGACACCCCCAGCAAGCAAUGAGCAGAAGCAGCGCAAGAACAAGACCAAUGGAGCAGAAAAUGAAACGUUAACGUUAGCAGAAUAUCAUGAACAGGAAGAAAUCUUCAAACUACGACUAGGUCAUCUUAAAAAGGAAGAAGCAGAGAUCCAGGCAGAGUUGGAACGGCUAGAAAGGGUUAGAAAUCUACAUAUCAGGGAAUUGAAAAGGAUACACAAUGAAGAUAAUUCACAAUUUAAAGACCAUCCAACGCUAAAUGAUAGAUAUUUGUUGCUACAUCUUCUGGGUAGAGGCGGCUUCAGUGAAGUUUAUAAGGCUUUUGAUUUAACAGAACAGAGAUAUGUAGCUGUGAAAAUACACCAGUUAAAUAAGAACUGGAGAGAUGAGAAGAAAGAAAACUAUCACAAACAUGCGUGUAGAGAGUACAGAAUUCACAAAGAACUGGAUCAUCCUCGAAUAGUUAAGCUAUAUGACUACUUUUCGCUGGAUACCGACUCGUUUUGUACAGUGUUAGAAUACUGUGAGGGAAAUGAUCUGGACUUCUACCUGAAACAGCACAAGUUAAUGUCAGAGAAAGAGGCACGAUCCAUUAUCAUGCAGAUUGUGAAUGCUUUAAAAUACUUAAAUGAAAUCAAACCUCCCAUCAUACACUAUGACCUUAAACCAGGUAAUAUUCUUCUAGUCAAUGGUACUGCAUGUGGAGAGAUAAAAAUCACAGAUUUUGGACUUUCCAAAAUCAUGGAUGAUGACAGCUACAACUCUGUUGAUGGCAUGGAACUGACAUCGCAGGGGGCUGGUACUUACUGGUAUCUGCCACCGGAAUGCUUUGUGGUUGGGAAAGAGCCUCCAAAGAUUUCAAAUAAAGUUGAUGUCUGGUCAGUGGGAGUCAUUUUCUAUCAGUGUCUCUAUGGUAGAAAGCCCUUUGGCCACAACCAGUCACAACAAGAUAUUCUGCAGGAGAACACAAUCUUGAAAGCUACCGAGGUGCAGUUCCCUCCAAAGCCAGUAGUCACACCAGAAGCAAAGGCGUUUAUCAGACGCUGUUUGGCCUACCGAAAGGAAGAUCGGAUAGAUGUCCAGCAGCUGGCCUGUGACCCCUACUUGCUGCCUCAUAUCCGCAAAUCUGUAUCCACAAGCAGCCCAGCUGGAGCUGCCAUUGCCUCAACCUCUGGAUCAUCCAAUAACAGCUCUUCAAACUGAGACAGAGUAAUAGGCCAAAAACUGCUUGAGAAACCGUCAAAAAAGAUUUUCGGAAACAGCUUUGGAAUAGAGGAAUCCGCAAGGGUCUCAAGAAACCUCUACCAGGUGCUUUUUUUCUCUUGCUUUUUUCCAUCCAUAGAGCAUGACAACAUCAACUCUCAUCAAGAAAACCUUUGGCAUCAUAGGCCAAGCCAUGUGGAUAGGAAUUGGCUUGAGGUUUAUCUGCUAAAUGACCACAAAGGGUGGCUGCUCUGAGCAAGGAGGGGAAACUCAAGAAAAAAAAAAAAAAAAAGAAAGAAAGAAAAAAAAAACUAAGCUUAAAAAAAGACAUGGUUCCAUGUACUGUGAACUUCUGAACAUGCAGCCUUGGGGAAUCCAGGACGCGGUGUGUGCUUCAUAUGAAGAAUGUGGACUGUGGAAAAAGACUGGGCUAGUCCAGUGUGGAUAUUUAAACAUUGUUCUUUUUCUUUUAAUAAAAUUUAGGUAACAUCUCCUGAAAAGCUCGAAGCACCAAGGUUCAGCUGGGGAUGGUAUAUGACUCUUUGCCCUUUGGAGGGGAAAAAAAGUUGAUCCUGCCUGUUCAUGGCACUAGAGUUAGUGUUUUACCCGUAAUUAAUUUCAGUUUUUUAAAAUAAUGAUUUUUUU